Acomys russatus (golden spiny mouse) is the source of this 1144-nucleotide messenger RNA. RefSeq names its product transcription elongation factor A like 5 (gene Tceal5). Bases 320 to 907 code for a protein of 195 amino acids. NCBI's taxonomy places the organism in Eukaryota, Metazoa, Chordata, Mammalia, Rodentia, Muridae. The transcript has 4 exons. The record is from RefSeq and is a predicted model, not a curated record.
GUCACGUGAUCAGGAGCAGACGUAUGCAGAAGUCCCUGUCUUCCAGGUACCAGCUACCAGCUCCUUAUCUCGGUGGAGGAAGGCAGUCUUGAAACUGACGACUGCCCUAUAGCCCGGCAGUCCAGAGCGCUACUCAUUUCAGUGAAGUGAGAGUACAUUUGGAAGGGAACAGAAGACACGGUGCAGAAGGAAUUUUUCUUUCCCAUAGCUCAGGACGAGAAAAAGGUCUUCAGGUCUGUGGCUGUGGGCACCAACCCAUCCAAGAAAAGAAUAGAGCUGCAGUAUCAGAACAGGACAGGCAACAAAGAAAACUUGCAACAUGGAAAAGUUCUACAAAGAAAAUGAAGGAAAGCCAGAAAGCAAGGGCAGGGCAGAAGACGAAGGAAGUACAGAAGAGGGAGGAAAUGCAGAUGAAGACAAGUCAGAUGCAGAGGGGACGCCAGCACGCCCGGGGAAGCUAGAGGAGGAGGGAGGGCCCGGUGAGCAGGGACAACAGAAAGGUGAGGGGAAGCCAGAAAAGCAGGGAAAGUCUGAAGGGGAGGGCAAGGCCGACUCCCAGGCAAAGGCAGGCAGCGAGGCCCGGGCAGCAGAAAAGCGCCCUGCUGAAGAUUAUGUGCCCCGGAAAGCAAAACGAAAAACAGACAGGGGGACAGACGAUUCUCCCAAGAACUCCCAGGAGGACUUACAGGACAGGCACGUAAGCAGUGAGGAGAUGAUGAGAGAGUGUGCAGAUGUGACAAGGGCUCAGGAGGAACUGAGGAAAAGGCAGAAAACGGGUGGCUUUCACUGGAUGCCAAGAGAUGCACAGGAUGCUUUAGUCCCCAGGGGCCAACAACGGGGAGUCAGGGGAGUGAGGGGGGGCGGAGGCAGGGGCCAGAAGGAUUUGGAAGAUGCUCCGUUUGUUUAAUGCCUUUGGCCUUUCCUUUUGAUUUCUUUGAUGGGAAAUAUUGCCAGCCCUGCUUUCCCUGGCAGGCUUUUGCCGGGCUCUGUGCUUUAACCUUGUGCUGAUAUUUUCCUUUAGGUGUCACUCUUGUUACCAGCAGACAUCACUAUGUCUUUUAGUAAAGGACUUUCACCCAUGUGCAUGGAAGAGAUGUUCAUGGUAUAGGUAUACUGUAUAAUAAUAAAGAUAACAGUUUGCAGA